GUGGCGACGAGACUAGGCGCGCUAAGAGAUGUUGUCGGAGAGGGAGGAAGUAGAGUAGACACAGAGAAGCCGGAGUGUGGAAACAUAACAUUGGAAGGUGGAAAUACGGCAUAUAUCAUGGCAUCGGGGGGUACCCUGUACAUCGAGUCGGACGGCUCGGAUAUGCCCGCUGAAAUAGUGGAACUGCACGAAAUCGAAGUAGAGACCAUCGAAACAACUAUUGUCGACGAAGACGGGGAGCACCAGCCUAUGAUCGCCUUGCAGCCACUUGACACGGACGAUCCACACUCCAUUCACUCGCACCAAGAGGUGAUCCUGGUGCAAACCAGGGAGGAGGUGGUGGGCGAGGACGACUCGGAGCUGCACACGGAUGACGGCUACGACGACCAAAUCCUCAUCCCGGUGCCCGCCGUGGGGGAGGACUACAUCGGACAACAGACUCUGGUAACAGUCGCGGGGAGAAGCUCGUCAACGGGCCGGAUGAAGAGGGCUGGAAGUGCAAAGAAAGCUGGCAAAAAGAGCUAUUUAAGCGGGGGAGAACUCGGCAGAAAAUGGGAACAGAAGCAAGUCCAGAUAAAGACUUUGGAAGGGGAGUUCUCGGUCACUAUGUGGGCAUCGGAUGACAAGAAAGACAUUGACCACGAAGAGCAAAUCACGGGUGAAAACUCGCCUCCAGAUUAUUCCGAGUAUAUGACGGGCAAGAAGCUGCCGCCAGGGGGCAUCCCAGGCAUUGACCUGUCAGACCCCAAACAGCUGGCAGAAUUUGCGAGAAUGAAGCCAAAGAAAGUGAAAGAAGACGACGCACCCCGGACGAUAGCCUGUCCACACAAAGGCUGCACCAAGAUGUUCAGGGACAACUCUGCGAUGCGAAAGCAUCUACACACCCACGGGCCUCGCGUGCAUGUGUGCGCUGAGUGUGGAAAAGCCUUUGUGGAGAGUUCCAAACUGAAAAGGCAUCAACUCGUACAUACAGGAGAGAAACCUUUCCAGUGCACGUUUGAGGGCUGCGGCAAGAGAUUCUCUCUGGACUUUAACUUGCGCACACACGUGCGUAUUCACACGGGGGACCGCCCGUACGUGUGCCCCUUUGACGGUUGCAACAAGAAAUUUGCUCAGUCCACCAACCUGAAGUCUCACAUUCUCACACACGCCAAAGCGAAGAACAACCAGUGAUUUAAGCAGACCUUGAAAGAGGCCCACAUACACUGGAGGACACACGCUGCCUUGACUGAGACAACUGACAUCCUGACCGCCUGCUAGAGAGAACCAUUUCCCCUUUGUAUCAAUUUUCAACCCAAACCCUUAAAAGAGACUUAUUGGUAACACGUGCAGAAAUGGGACCCUCGCAACACUUGAGACCUCCAACUCAACCCGACUCUGGCGCUACCUGAAUUGAACACUUUCUACCGGUCACCUCAUGGUUCUCUGCACAUGAAAUCUUAUUUAUACCUGAAGAGUCAGAUAAAAUGUUUUUAGACAUUUGCAAUGACGCUCAGCAGUUAACUUUUUUCAAUUUUGUACUUCUUUCCGAAGUGUGCAUAUUGUACACUGACAUAAGCGCUGUGGCAAUUGAGAAGAUCCCUGUUGCUCUUCUUCAGUUAUACUUUCCUUUUGUGAGUGUGUUUGGACGAAGGAUUGGAUUGUUUUCCUUUUGUACAACGCAAUAUCGGUCAUGUAGAUAAAAAUGAUUUUCAAUAGUAAUCAAUGAUUAAAAAAUGUUUUUUCCCCUAAACAA
Molecule: messenger RNA, 1735 nt
Organism: Nerophis lumbriciformis (worm pipefish)
Lineage: Eukaryota; Metazoa; Chordata; Actinopteri; Syngnathiformes; Syngnathidae
Gene: yy1a
Product: YY1 transcription factor a
Biological process (GO): regulation of transcription by RNA polymerase II
Cellular component (GO): transcription regulator complex; chromatin; PcG protein complex
Molecular function (GO): RNA polymerase II cis-regulatory region sequence-specific DNA binding; DNA-binding transcription factor activity, RNA polymerase II-specific
Source: RefSeq, a predicted model, not a curated record